Guyanagaster necrorhizus is the source of this 576-nucleotide messenger RNA. RefSeq lists its product as uncharacterized. The record is from RefSeq and is a predicted model, not a curated record. NCBI's taxonomy places the organism in Eukaryota, Fungi, Basidiomycota, Agaricomycetes, Agaricales, Physalacriaceae. Bases 1 to 576 code for a protein of 191 amino acids. The transcript is spliced from 7 exons.
AUGCCUAUGACGGAGGAAACGCAAUGCUCCAUUGCCAAAUCUCCACCAACAAGCUCCAUGACUAGUGGUGGGAAGAGAAGGGAAUGUGGCUUUAAUGGAGAGAUCCAUCCUCGACUGGCUAGUGAUAACGAUGCUCUCUCAGCUGGGAGCAUGUACAUCCAGGGAACACUGCUUAAACGGGAGCUGGCCGGGGAUCAUGACGAUGUCGAUCUCGACGAGCUAGUGAGAUGGCGAAGAGAUGCUGUUGCGUUGCUGGUUCUAUCCGUCGCCGAGACCAUUGCGGAUCCGCCUUUGCCCAUUGUGGAAUUCAAUGAGCAUUCGAAGUUGGUGUAUUCUCCAAGCAGACUGCGAUUUCGCAAAGGGGACUUUUGGAUUAAGAACUUGUGGAGGGAGGUCUGGGCUACUCGUAUAGUGGCGGAUAUUUUUACUCAUGACAUCUUGUGUUUGAGGGAGGCCCAAGGGAACUCGGCCCGGCGUGCGGAGGAGUGGAAGUUGGACAUGCCCACGAUAGGUUGGGUGAAGACAACGAUAGGACGAAGCAGUAAGAAAAUGAACCCACCCAUGCAGCGCCAGUAG